Messenger RNA from Octodon degus (degu), 3179 nucleotides. It is a transcript of the gene Tial1, whose product is annotated as TIA1 cytotoxic granule associated RNA binding protein like 1. Lineage: Eukaryota; Metazoa; Chordata; Mammalia; Rodentia; Octodontidae. Gene Ontology annotation, cellular component: cytosol. The transcript is spliced from 12 exons. Bases 540 to 1718 code for a protein of 392 amino acids. The record is from RefSeq and is a predicted model, not a curated record. Gene Ontology annotation, molecular function: DNA binding; mRNA binding.
GUUGCGGCAUAGAGUCGCCUUCAGACUACAGUUCCCAGAAGUCCGCUGGAGAAGUGCUUCCGUCGCUCCUCCUCAGGACCAGAAUUCCCAGAGACUCCACGGCUUGUCUCUUUUUGCUGGACCUCUUCUAGCGCCGUCUACGUAGUGGCCAGCCAGUAGGCCCACUGUGACGACGUGGUCGGUCGUGACCGGGCGCAAGGUUUCCUCUGCAGCUUGGCUUGCUGUCCCCUCAGAUCUCCCCAGGCAGGCUGUAGCGGCUGGCCUGAGCGGUGACCUGGCGGGCCGCGCCUGCGCCCUGCUCUGUUUCCUGCCUGGCUGGUGGCGGCGGCCAUUUUAUUCAUCCUCCUCCUCCUCCUGCUCCUCCUGGUUGGAGCGCAGUGUCCGGAGCAGGCUGGGGGGAGAGAGCCCAAGAGCGGGGUUCGGUGCCUUUUCCUCUGUCCCCAGACGGUGCCCAGAGCCCCCCGCCCCCUCCCCCCCACCCCCUCCCCUCCCCAGCCCUGCCCUCCCCCUUGUCCCGGGAUCGCUCCGUCGCACCCACCAUGAUGGAAGACGACGGACAGCCCCGGACUCUAUAUGUAGGUAACCUCUCCAGAGAUGUGACAGAAGUCCUUAUACUUCAGUUAUUCAGUCAGAUUGGACCCUGUAAAAGCUGUAAAAUGAUAACAGAGCAACCCGAUAGCAGAAGGGUCAACUCUUCUGUUGGAUUUUCUGUUUUGCAGCAUACAAGCAAUGACCCAUAUUGCUUUGUGGAAUUUUAUGAACACAGAGAUGCAGCUGCUGCAUUAGCUGCUAUGAAUGGGAGAAAAAUUUUGGGAAAGGAGGUCAAAGUAAACUGGGCAACAACACCAAGUAGCCAGAAAAAAGAUACUUCCAAUCACUUCCAUGUGUUUGUUGGGGAUUUGAGUCCAGAAAUUACAACAGAAGAUAUCAAAUCAGCAUUUGCUCCCUUUGGUAAAAUAUCGGAUGCUCGGGUAGUUAAAGACAUGGCAACUGGAAAAUCCAAGGGCUAUGGUUUUGUAUCUUUUUAUAACAAACUGGAUGCAGAAAAUGCAAUUGUGCAUAUGGGAGGUCAGUGGUUGGGUGGUCGACAGAUCAGAACUAAUUGGGCCACACGUAAACCACCUGCACCAAAAAGUACACAAGAAAAUAACACUAAACAAUUGAGAUUUGAAGAUGUGGUAAACCAGUCAAGUCCAAAAAAUUGUACUGUGUACUGUGGAGGAAUUGCUUCAGGGUUAACAGAUCAGCUUAUGAGACAAACAUUCUCUCCAUUUGGCCAAAUUAUGGAAAUAAGAGUUUUUCCAGAAAAGGGCUAUUCAUUUGUCAGAUUUUCUACCCAUGAAAGUGCAGCCCAUGCCAUUGUUUCAGUGAACGGUACCACGAUUGAAGGACACGUGGUUAAAUGCUAUUGGGGUAAAGAAUCUCCUGAUAUGACUAAAAACUUCCAACAGGUUGACUACAGUCAGUGGGGCCAGUGGGGCCAAGUGUAUGGAAACCCGCAACAGUAUGGACAGUAUAUGGCAAAUGGGUGGCAAGUACCGCCUUACGGAGUAUAUGGACAGCCAUGGAACCAACAAGGAUUUGGAGUAGAUCAAUCACCUUCUGCUGCUUGGAUGGGUGGAUUUGGUGCUCAGCCUCCCCAAGGACAAGCUCCUCCCCCUGUAAUACCUCCUCCUAACCAAGCUGGAUAUGGUAUGGCAAGUUACCAAACACCGUGAGCUGGGACUCUAAACAAAAUUGUAAUUCUUGAUAGGCUUCAAUUUCCUGUGACACUCUGAAGACAUGAACGUAGACAUCGGAAAAUGAAAAUAUUUAUUUUAAAAAUUGAAAUGUUUGGAACCUUUAGCACAGCUUUGCUUGGGUGAAGGACACAUGUCUUCUAGUUCUGCCUUUUUAAGUUUUUGUUCAUGAUGGAUAUGAACAUGAUUUUUCUUUGUGUACAAAAACUAAAAUAAAGUCAAUAAAGACAAUUCUGACUACAAAUUUUGAUAUAAUAGGAGAAAUGGGUAAUACAUUUUGAUUCUUAGAUACUAUUCCAUUUUUAUCUUGCUGUUCAGUAUUUUAACUCACUGUGUUUUUAAAAGAGCAAAAAAGGGAGGAUCGUGAAAAACUGGGAAUCACAUAAAUUCAUCUUGAAUCCUGGUACUCCCCUUCCCUCCCCUGAGGUGGACCACAUUUGAAGUCAGCAGAAAAAGUAUGAUACUCAGAAGAAAUGGCAUGAUUUUGGAAUCGCUUUGGAGGAAAAUUUACUUUCUCUAUGCCUAAAGAAGCUGAAGCCAGACUGAAAUUUUGCGACCCAAAUAAGGAACAGCGUUGUCUGAGUUCUUUGAGCAAAUGGCGGUCCACAUUUAAGACAUAUUUUUAAAACUUUAAAAAGUGUUGAUUAUUAAAGCUGUAGUAUAUUACAUUUCAUUGGGGGGGAGAUUCCAAGUAUGGUGUUUGUAUUAAAGUCAGACAGUCAUACUUGUGCUUUUACAUGAAGUUCAAAUGAUAUACAUUGUAAAUACUGAAUAACUACAGUGUUCAAAAAGCAUGCUUCAACAUAGAAGUAGCAACAGUGUAAUUAUUUGAAAUAACACUUAACACACUCCAUUGCAUUGAAUGCAGUGGGUUAAUGAGGAUGUUUUAAGACCGACAUUUCCAAGGUUGGCUAUAUAAAUUAAAACGACACAUCCUAUACAGAAAAAGCCUUAAUUUUAAUUUCAUACAAAUCUGAGUACAUUCUAAAAUGUCAUUAGAUAUUUUUCUUUUUGCUUUGCAUUAUUUGGUAUGUAAAUACCUUGAUUAAAGCCUUGUAAGUUGGUUUCAAGGUUGCUAUAAAUUGUAUAGCACAAGUGUUUUUAAAAAUCUUAGGGUGUUUUUAAAAAUUAAAUAUAUUUUGCCCAGAAAUUUUUUUAACAAGAUUGCUGAAACAUCUUAUUUAGACAGUUUGAUGUACCAGUUUAUAAUUGGAUGUUCAGUUUAAGUAGUACACAAAGUUGUGACUUCUAAUUUUUUUUUUCCUGUGGGAAGCGUGCAUGGGAUGGUGAUCCUGAACAGAGCCUUGAGUAGUAUGUGUGCCGUUUGUAAAUGAAUCCGUUGGGAAAAUGGAGAAGAUUGAGGUUUGUUUCCAAGGUAUUUUUCAGCCUACAUGGAUAAAAUCUGCCUCAAAUUUAUUAAAAAAUGGGAAUGUAAAAUAG